Messenger RNA from Brassica oleracea var. oleracea, 1415 nucleotides. Its product is annotated as E3 ubiquitin-protein ligase ATL4-like. Bases 274 to 1215 code for a protein of 313 amino acids. NCBI's taxonomy places the organism in Eukaryota, Viridiplantae, Streptophyta, Magnoliopsida, Brassicales, Brassicaceae. The record is from RefSeq and is a predicted model, not a curated record. The transcript has a single exon.
AAGAUAACUGUAUCCAUUAAGUCACAACAUAUAUAAGCUAUAGUAAAUAUCACAUUGAGAGCUAAGCUAGCUAACAAGUGAAAAUCUCAUUCAUUUGAUUUUAACUUUGUGGUAGUUUCCUACUAUUAAAUAUCGACACAGGUGGAGUUGGUUCGGUAACAUUUACUUCUCUGCUCCCACAUUCCCAACGUCCCCUCACGUGACUCUCACGGGUCUUCCUUUCUUCUUCCACCGCCAUUAAUACAAUUACAAACAGUUCUCUCUCACAAAGCAAUGGACUCUCACAUCAACCCUAGCCAUGGCGGAAACUCUUCUUCUCUCGAUAGUCUCAAACCGAGCGUAUUCGCCACCAUCAUCAUCCUUGUCAUCACUCUCAUCAUCUCCGUCUCCAUUUGUUUCCUCCUCCGCUGCCUCAACCGCUGUAACCACCACUCGCCUCUCUCUCCAUCUUCCUCCGAUUCCGUCCGAUUCUCCACUCACCGAGUCUCUCCCGAAACAGAACGAUCCUCUGUACUCGACUCGCUUCCUAUUUUCAAAUUCUCCUCCGUCACUCGCCGAUCAACCUCCACUAACUCCAGCGACUGCGCCGUUUGUUUAUCGAAUUUCGAACCUGAGGAUCAGCUUCGUCUCCUACCUCUCUGUUGCCACGCCUUUCACGCGGCUUGUAUCGAUACCUGGCUCGCGUCUAAUCAAACGUGUCCGCUUUGUCGCUCUCCUCUGUUCGCUUCCGAUUCCGAUCUGACGAAGGCUCUCGGCGGCGGAGAAGGAGAUAACAGUUUCCGUCUCGAAAUCGGAUCAAUCAGCCGCCGCGACAAUCCGAUUCCGGAAUCCGACGGUCAGCACCGGUCUUACUCAAUCGGAUCGUUCGAUUACAUAGUCGACGACGUCGAAUCCGAAAUCUCUGAGUCCAAUUUCAAUCAAACGCGAAAACAGGAAGACGCGCCUGCGACUGCGACUGCGGUGGCGGUUACAGCGUCUAGUUAUAAUCCGUCCGCGUUUGAAGCGAGUUUGGCGGGAGAGAUAGGUAACGAAGGUUCUAGAAGCUGGCUUAAGGAUUACGUGGACAGACUCUCCCAUGGUAUUUCGUUUAGAAGCUCUGAUAGGUUUUUUACUGGGAGCAGUCGUCGGAGCGAGGAAAUGACGGUGAUGGAUUUGGAGGCGAAUCAUGCCGGAGAAGAGAUAAGUGAGCUUUUCCGGUGGUUCUCAGGUAUGUGAUGCGAGUGUGACUCCGAAUGACUUAUCAAAUUUUAUUCAUUUACUUGGUUCGAAAGAAAAGAAACAGAGCCCUUUUGCUUUUGGUUUGUACAUAUUAAACAGUACUCAAGACUUUCUAAUUUGGUAUACUUGUUCUUAAACACUAAUACUGUAUAUAGGCAAGUUAGCACCAAGUUUCUAUCGUCGAUAAGAUAAUGAUC